CCUCUUCUUCCUUCUCCACUCGUCACCUAGCUCCCACUCCGUCUUCCCAUUAUCCAUGUCAUCCCUCUCCAACUCUCUCCUCCUCCUCCUCCUCCUCCCCCUCCCCCUCUCCUCUUCCAACCCCCUCUCCUCUUCCAACCCCACCACUCUCAUCGAGUCAACCUGCAACUCUACCUCCUACCACGACUUCUGCCUCGCUGCCAUCUCCUCUACCAACCCUGAAACCUCCCCCACCGCCGACAUUCGGGACCUUUCAACAAUCUUCCUCUCCUUAGCUCUAUCCAACGCCACCAACUCCUCCACCUACGCCGCCACCCUCUCCAACUCUGCCGCAACAGACGACUGUGUCCGCCCUCUUUUCCGCACUUGCUCGCUCAAAUACACAGCCGCCGGCGAAGCCCUCCGUUGGGCCUUACAGGAGCUCUCCAAAGAGUCUUAUGACUACGCGUUCGUUCAUGCCAGUGCGGCGGCCGAGUACCCGAUUGCUUGCCGGAUGCUCUUCGCGCUUCAGAGGAAGAAGCCCGCGGCUUCGUACCCGGAGGAACUUGGCCGGAGGGAGGAGGAGCUCAGGCGGCUGUGUGCUGUGGCUGUGGAGAUCAUUUCGCUUCUUGGUUGAGUUUUGUGCAAUGGUGAAUGGAAUUUAAGUAUGAAUGAGAAUAAAAGCCUCCGACUCGUGCAAAAUUAUUGUGCAGGAGGAAUUGAAAGGUGAGGAAGAGGUGUUUCUAUUUGACUCAUUUUAGGAAUCAUGUAAUUUUUUUCAGAAAUGUGAUGUUAAGUGAAA
Messenger RNA from Phalaenopsis equestris, 781 nucleotides. RefSeq names its product cell wall / vacuolar inhibitor of fructosidase 2. Gene Ontology annotation, molecular function: enzyme inhibitor activity. The record is from RefSeq and is a predicted model, not a curated record. The transcript has a single exon. NCBI's taxonomy places the organism in Eukaryota, Viridiplantae, Streptophyta, Magnoliopsida, Asparagales, Orchidaceae. Bases 56 to 616 code for a protein of 186 amino acids.